AUGGGAAUCAUCCGUAAGAUAGCUGUCAUCGGCGGUGGUCCAGCAGGGAUUAUUGCUGCUAAUGACCUCGCUCGACAAAAAGAUCAGGACUGGCAAAUUGUAGGGUUCGAAGCAAGGCAAAACUUGGGCGGCGUUUGGAGCGACACGCCAGGCUCGAAGAUGGAAUCUCCAGACGUAUUCCAGCAGCUAAGGUUAAGCACUGCUGAUAAUCCCUUAACUCCUGAGAGUAUUUUCAACUAUGAUUCUCCCGUGGUAGAAAAUGGCAGAGUUGUUAGCUUGCGUUCUUUAAGUGCCACCAGCGUUAGCAAGCCGUUAAAACUAGUACGCAAACCAUUGUUACGGGAUGGUCUCAUUAUGUCAGAAAAGACCGGAAUCUACGAAGAACUAAUGACUAACGUGCCUGGUAAGCUCAUGAAACUGAGCGCAACGGAGCCGGAUAGUAGUGAAAAAGUUUCAAGUCAGCGUAACAACCCAGAUAUAGCGCCACUCAUAAAGCUUAAUGACGUCAAAGCGGGCAUUGAUGCAAUUAUUGAACAAACUCGAAGCGCUCAGGUUUUUAGACUCCACACUUGUGUCGAAUAUCUCGACAAACUUUCACCUGAGAAAUGGAUCAUCAUCGCCAGAAAGUCAGAACCCGGCAAUGAUUAUGACGAAUGGUAUAUGGAAACAUUCGAUGCUGUUAUAAUAGCCAAUGGGCACUUCAUGUGCCCCUACGUGCCAUAUUAUAUGACGCCGCCGCAAAGCGAUCAUUCAAAUAUCCACGAAUUCAACAUGCGCUUUCCGAGCGCCUUGAUGCACGUUAAAGAUCUUGAUCUGUGGUACCGCAAACAUCUACCUAAGUUGCAGAAAGAAUCGCUCAAUAGUAAGCAAAAAAUUGUUAUCGUAGGCAAAAGUUUCAGCGCUAUGGAUGUUUUGAAACGCUUAGUGCCGCUUCAGGACUCUGGUCACAAUUUGGAAAUCAUUAUAUCCACAAAAACACCACCAUUGCCAGAAAACAAGGCUAAUCCCUUUUGCUGGUUUGACCAGUGGCUCACAGAAACCAAGAAGGUAGAGGUCAAAGGUCCGAUUUCUCAUUUUCUAACAGAAAGAAGCACACCUGCCUUGCAGUUUGAGGAUGGCACAAUUGCCGAGCAGGUCUCAGCUGUUAUAUUUGCUACAGGCUAUUUGUACACAUUCCCAUUCAUCUCCAGCAAACUUCUUGAAAGUUAUCGGGUUUUGAUAACACCAGAUCCCAGGAAUAAUGACUCAAAUCCAUCAAAUAUGUCGCGUGUUACUGGGCUAUACUUGCAUACUUUUUCGAUCGCAGACCCUACCAUGGGCUUUGUUGGCAUUUCAAGCAAUGCCACAUUCCAAUCGUUUAGCAUCUCAUCAAGGGCGAUUGCUGGUGCGUGGUCUAAGUUGAACCGGCUCUAUGAUAAGGAGAAACCGCAAGAUGGGCCAAUUUACGAUUCUAUAUGGUCUCAGGUUCUCCCCUCUGUACAGGAGCAGCUAAAAUGGUCUCAAGAAAGAUUGGUGAAAACGGGAAAUAGCGCUUUUUACCACUUCUACUACCCGCUUGAUACUCUCUUCAAUGAUUGGCUUCAAUAUUGCAAGCCUCUUUUCUCUCAAGAAGAUCAGCAAGAACAACUCUUCCCGGCAAACUCUGCAGAAUUGUCCAAGAACGGCUUGAAAAAGCUUGAAGAAUUAUUUUUCGAUAAAAUGGGACCGGAGCGCCACUGA
This is a messenger RNA of Lachancea nothofagi CBS 11611, 1719 nucleotides long. The record is from the annotation of a GenBank genome assembly. Lineage: Eukaryota; Fungi; Ascomycota; Saccharomycetes; Saccharomycetales; Saccharomycetaceae.